AAUGUUUCUAAGUGCUUAGUAACUGGGGCUUAGGUAUGCGACCCAUAUCAACUUUCACGUCAAACGGUAACUUGAAAUAUGAGUAUGUAAAACACUUUGAAUUUGUGACUUAUUGAGUAACCGGGUGCUUUCAUCACAAAUGUUAGUAUUCGCGUCAAAAGAUAAGUGACAGCUCAAGGAAAAAUGUGAUGUAUGGCUAGAAAAAAAAGAGAAAAGAGAAAAAGAACAGAAAAGAGAAAAAAAAAAAAAAGGGGUAAUUACAUGGUAUAUUGUUACAUGUUUCAGUGGUGCUUAUUGCAAGUUUGCAUGGAGUUAUUUAAAGAUGAGCAUAAGUAUGAAAGUGAUAGUCAUUGACUCCCUUGCUUGGUAUUACUGGAAUUUGAACUAAAAAUCAAGUUGAAUGUUGAUGCUCCUUGUGUUAUCUGUGUGGGGAAGAAUGUAUGUGAGCUCUAUGGGUACACUUGACGAUAUGAAUCAUUUGAAAAAUAAACGUAUUCGUUCUGUAGCGGACCUCUUACAAGAUCAAUUUGGAUUGGCUUUGGUUCGUUUAGAAAAUGUAGUUAGAGGAACUAUAGGCGGAGCAAUUAGGCAUAAAUUGAUACCGACGCCUCAGAAUUUGGUAACUUCAACUCCAUUAACAACCACUUAUGAAUCUUUUUUCAGAUUACAUCCAUUAUCUCAAGUUUUGGAUCGAACUAAUCCAUUGACACAAAUAGUUCAUGGGAGAAAAUUGAGUUAUUUGGGCCCUGGAGGAUUGACAGGACGAACGGCUAAUUUUCGGAUACGAGAUAUCCAUCCUAGUCAUUAUGGGCGCAUUUGCCCAAUUGACACGUCUGAAGGGAUUAACGUUGGACUUAUUGGAUCUUUAGCAAUUCAUGCCUUGAUAAUCAUCCAAGCUUCAAUUUGCUUGUUGUAUGUUGAUUUCAACCCAGAUAUGCUCAAUAAGGCCAUUUAAAGCUUCACACAUCUUCUUAGCUCUAGCUCGCGUGACUGGACCUCCUUAGGUGUGUAAUGGAUCACAUGACGUAGUAGAUAUGCUGUCAUCUUGAUUCCCAUCAUUCCCUUUCUCCUCAAAAGGAUUUGUCCUCAAAUCGUCACCUACAUCAAAAGGAGAAAGAUCAGAAACAUUAAAAGUAGCACUAACAU
Rubroshorea leprosula is the source of this 1146-nucleotide messenger RNA. NCBI's taxonomy places the organism in Eukaryota, Viridiplantae, Streptophyta, Magnoliopsida, Malvales, Dipterocarpaceae. The record is from the annotation of a GenBank genome assembly.